This is a messenger RNA of Symbiodinium sp. CCMP2592, 1350 nucleotides long. NCBI's taxonomy places the organism in Eukaryota, Dinophyceae, Suessiales, Symbiodiniaceae. The record is from the annotation of a GenBank genome assembly.
AUGCUCCGGGAAAACAGGAAGCCCAAAAAGAAAGCCUCCAUCGCGGACUGGAGCUAUGGAUUGGAAGCACAGGACACCAAAAAGCAGCAAGAGCAGCCGCAGUCGCCGGAGGAGAAACCUGAGAAAAGGGACCGAAGCAAGCGAAACAAGUUCAACUUCCUCAUGGUUGUGUUGUCUGUAGCCCAGAAGCGACCAGAGGUUGCCGGCAAAGCCAUGACAAAAAAGGUUGGCCACGAAGAGAAGGAGGACCAAGAGGAAAAGAAGGAGCAGGCCUGGGUCGAGGAGCUGGAUCGCAGCAACCCGCUGGCAGCCAAGGCGAGUGGGUGUGACCACUUGGGUUCCAGGAUCAGGACUAACUGGAUUUCGGUCUUGACAACGUCAACGUCUGCUGUUGGCAUUGGUGGCUUGGCAUGGGCGAGCGCGGAGCUUUUUGCCAUGCGAUGUGAACAGCGGACGGGAGACUUCGCCGAGAAUUCCCUGGCCUCCUGGUUGUUUAGCUGGGGCCCUCAAGAAGAGCAUAUGGCCUGGCUUAUGCUCAGAACGCAGUCCGGGUGCCGCACGAACAAGGCGAUCUUGCUUUUGGAAGAGCUUGACGAGGCCGCUGACGCAUCGGGCGGCAAGGGCUCCGGCCCCAGGCUCGACGCCCUGGGAAAACAUGCUGUGGGGGCAUUGAGUAGCACGCUGGAUGCUCUGAGUCUCAACCUGAUGAAUCUGACCCAGGACCUUGGCGACUGGACCCAAAACAGCAGCGAGAAAGAGCCCAAAGGCGGCAAGGGGGCCGUGGCUCAAAUGCUGGAUUUCUUGCUUCCAGACAUGGACCAGGAAGUGGAGGAGAAGAAGGUGUGCCCAGAAGGUUGGGAGCGGGUGCUGGGGGACGUCUACGGCGGCGACCAGUUUUCCGGUGGCUGGCGCCACUCCGCCGAGUCCGUAGAGGACUGUGCCUGGAAGUGUUUGACGCAGCCUGGAUGCGGAAGCUUCGAGUGGAGUGAGUCCAGGAAGAGGUGCUUCCGCAACAGCCAGACGCGACCAACGCAUGAGGCCGAUCGUGCAGGCUUCGUGUUUUGUCGACGCCAACCCUGCCCAAGCUUCAAGACCCACAAGGACUGCGUCGGGCCGGGGGUUUCGCCAGGCUUCUACUCCAAAGAGGUACGGAUGCGGCCAGGCAGCUACUGUAUCUGGUCCGGCGGCGCCUGUCAGGCUCCCAUGGCCUGCACGGACUCGGACUGUUUCUUGCCGGACGGCGGGUUGCCGGGCAUGGACCUGCCCAGUCGCUACACGCUCUGGAUCUCCCGCGAGGGCCUGCAGGCCAGCAUGGCCUCGGCGACCUCGGCGGCCUCGGGCCGGCUUUGA